AGCUGCGCUCGGAGCGGUCGAUCGCUCUCGCGCCCGCAGCCUGCGCUCCGCUCGCCGCUGGCUCCGCCCGCCAUUGUUGCAGACGCCUGCAGUGCGGUAUGGAGCGUGCCUUUACCCCGUUGGAGCCCCUGCUUCCCACCGGGAAGUUGAAAUACUGCCUUGUGGUUCUGAAUCAGCCUCUGGACAAAUGCGUUCGUCAUCUUUGGAGCAAAGCUCUCUUAAGAGCCUGUGCUGACGGGGGUGCUAACCGCCUGUACGACACCACGGAAGGAGACAGGGACAGCUUUUUGCCUGAAUUCAUCAGUGGAGACUUUGAUUCUGUUAGGCCUGAAGUUAAAGAAUAUUAUGCGGUUAAGGGAUGUGAGAUUAUUUCAACACCUGACCAAGACCACACUGACUUCACCAAGUGCCUUGAACUGCUCCUAAAAAAGAUUGAAGAAAAAGACCUACAGGUAGAUGUAAUUGUGACCUUGGGCGGUCUCGGUGGGCGUUUUGACCAGAUCAUGGCCUCUGUGAGCACCCUCUUCCAAGUGACGUGCAUCACUCCUGUGCCGAUUAUCAUAAUCCAAGAGGAAUCCCUCAUCUACCUGCUCCAGCCGGGAAAGCACAAGCUGCAUGUAGACACCGGAAUGGAAGGUGACUGGUGUGGCCUUAUUCCUGUCGGACAGCCUUGCAAUCAUGUCACCACAACAGGCCUCAAGUGGAACCUGACAAAUAAUGUGCUUGGUUUUGGAACACUGGUCAGUACCUCCAAUACCUACGAUGGAUCUGGUGUCGUGACCGUGGAAACGGACCAUCCACUCCUCUGGACCAUGGCCAUCAAAAACUGACCUGGCACCUGGUGUCCACAGCUGUGCCUCUGGUUCACCUCAUCUGCCACUGACUUCUUGCUCAACAAGAACAGCUCACCUCAGUUUACGGAAAUAGAAACCUCUCCGUGGGAAGCCCACUAGUUUUAAAGAUAUUGAUGUUUAGAUAAUCCAGAUAACACAAAUGGCAGAUCUCAGUUUUACAGGGAGGGAGGAAAAGUCAUUAUUUGUUAACAAAGUAAAUAAGCUCUAUGACAUCCAAUUGGAAAACUAAUGUGGAUCAUUAGUAACAUUUGGUACUGACUACUGUUAUAUAAUUAGUCAUUCCAUUUAUCCUAGAAAAUUGUUUUGAAUUAUGGAGCUGAGAAAGUUCUCUGCUGCGGGUUGUUGGUGUCCAACAGAUAAGCCUUCUUCUGCCCAUCCUUAGAUCCGUACACCAAAGGCUACUUCUGAGUGUCUAUUAAUGCUAGAUUCCUCUGUAUAAUAUGGGAAAGACUUGCCUUCCGAUUGGGAUGUUGGAAGUGCACCAUUUCACCCUGACCUCAUUACUGUCUUGGUAUUAUCUCUUAAAAAUAAAUCAAGAAGCAUCGACCUGAUAUUAAAUUUGAAAACAGGCAGUUACGUAAGCUCCAGAUGAAAGGUAAAUGACCGUUCCGAAAGCCCCACUGACACAGUCACCCCAGCUCAGCCCCGCAGUGAGCGUGCUACCCUUUAGCGGAGUGACAGCUGAAAACCACCCUCUUCAGAAUUACAGCCGGGCCUGCAAACGUGGUGCGGAGGACAUUUACGCACAAAAUCGGAAUUGUUUCCAACGUUACUCAGACUGAAAAAGCAGUCGCUCACAGACCCCAGGUGUAUGCAGAGGACCAGGAAAUGGGUUUGACAACCUAUGGGGAGAAGUGAACAGCGUGUCCGAAGGAUCCGGGUCGGAAAGCUUCUGUCCCCGUCCAGCCGUUCACCCAAGUUCCCUGACCCUGCUCCUUAGCCAGAAAGUGGAAGGGGCUGGACGGCUGGUGCCUGAGCUUCCUUCCCACAGUCCGAGUCGAGGCCCGCUACCAGGCAGACCGUGCACGGGGCUGCCGACUCCGCAGCUUAAACCACCUGGGGCCCUGGGGCCCGUCUCUAUUUCCAGCGAGAGCUGCUUCUCUCCUUACCCUUUGCUGAAUGAUUUACCAAAACACACGUCGCCAUACAAGCCGUGACACGUCUCCCCCCGCCCCUGCCAUGUUUUAUGUAUACACGUCCCCAUUCUGCUGCGAGGCGGCGGCAGCUCUUCCUCCCUGGCGUUAAGACAGAGCAGGAGUCAGAUUUGAAGCGGAGAAUAAAGGGGCACCAGCUGAACCCGCGUGCCAUUAUGGACAGUUUCCCCGAGAGGCCAUUUUUAGUUACGAUGCAAAUAUAUGAGACUGCAAUCCGAUGUCAAAUAAAAUUAUUUAGUUACCUGUGUA
Hyaena hyaena (striped hyena) is the source of this 2257-nucleotide messenger RNA. It is a transcript of the gene TPK1, whose product is annotated as thiamin pyrophosphokinase 1. Gene Ontology annotation, biological process: thiamine diphosphate biosynthetic process; thiamine metabolic process. Lineage: Eukaryota; Metazoa; Chordata; Mammalia; Carnivora; Hyaenidae. The record is from RefSeq and is a predicted model, not a curated record. The transcript is spliced from 9 exons. Gene Ontology annotation, molecular function: thiamine diphosphokinase activity; ATP binding; thiamine binding. Bases 99 to 830 code for a protein of 243 amino acids.